AUGACCUCCUACGCGACCAGUCUCAACUUCAUUUUCUUCUAUAUGACAUGGUCGACCCUAGUGCUGUCGCACUCUCCACUGCGUGUCGAGCUGGUCAGCUCAGCAGCAGUGCGCGUACUAUUCUUCGUGCUACCUUCCAUUCUUUUUUUCUUGUUCGACAUCCUCACCCCGUCUGCAGCCGUGCUCGUGAAGGCGCAGGGUGAGGCCGGUCUACCCAGCGGCAGGAAGAAGGGCAAGGUUCGCACGCGAGAAUUCAAGGUUGCAGCCUGGUCGCUUUUCAAUGUGCUUCUUGGGACCGUCCUCCAAGCUGCGGUCGAGACCUUGCUGGUCCAGGGUCUUGCCAUCCGCAGUGCGGUGAAGGUGUCUAUGAGGCUCCCCAUGCCGUGGGAGAUGGGCAAGGGCCUCAUACUUGGCUUACUGAUUCGCGAGGUUUUGACUUACUAUGUUCACCGUUAUGUCUUGCACAAUUCGAAAUCAGUCUUCACGAGAUACAUGACUCGGGCCCAUCAGUCAUGGUACCACAGUCUGAGGACACCGUUCCCACUCACUGCGCACUACGACCACCCGCUGGUUUACCUCCUUGUUCGCUUCCUUCCUACGUAUUUGCCAGCCUUGCUUCUUCGUCUCCAUAUGCUCACCUACGUGCUCUUCCUGUCCACUGUGUCUCUUGAGGAGACGUUUGCGUAUUCUGGAUACACUGUUAUGCCAACAAGCUUUUUCUUGGGGGGUAUGGCACGUCGGACUGAUGAGCAUCUGCUUGAGGAUGGCGAGGGCAAUUUUGGUCCUUGGGGUAUUUUGGAUUGGGUCUUUGGAACAAGCAUUGGAGACUCUAUUGAGGAUGAUGCCAUGGCAGAAUUGGAUGAGCUCGAGGUUGAGAAACAGGUUCGAAAAGCCAUGGAAGCUUCUAAGAGGAAGAUUAGGGAAGGCACAUUGAGGAGGCAUACACGGCCUCGGAGCUAG
Molecule: messenger RNA, 960 nt
Organism: Penicillium pulvis
Lineage: Eukaryota; Fungi; Ascomycota; Eurotiomycetes; Eurotiales; Aspergillaceae
Product: sterol desaturase family protein
Exons: 2
Coding region: 1-960 (319 amino acids)
Biological process (GO): ergosterol biosynthetic process
Molecular function (GO): C-4 methylsterol oxidase activity; iron ion binding
Source: RefSeq, a predicted model, not a curated record